AUGCAAGCGCCGCCACAUGAAGGUUUGUCACUCAACGACGACCGCCUAUGUGCAGCCGCUGACCCUACUCAGUGUGAUGAGAAAAGACCAAUAUGUUCCAAUUGUAUCAGUUCGCAGAGACACUGCGAGUUUUUGGACCCUGUCCCCAACGACCAGUCCUCUCGCAGUGUUAGAAGCGAAACUGCUACUGCAUCACCCGCCGUUGGAUCACCGGGCAUGACCUCUCCGCCCGGCCAAGAACCCAUCAGUAGUCCAGAAGAUGCUCCCGUUAAUAUGCUUCAUGUGGAGCUUGUUCUGAAUCUCUCUUCAGAAGCCAUGAAGGCAUUCAAUCCUUCUAAUAUCCCCUUCCGGGAUAUCUUGCGGUAUGGCAUUGGUGCGCCAUAUCUCAUGAACGAACUUCUAUCUCUGAGUGCCUUGCAUCUUAGCAUCACCAGACCGGGACAGCGGGAUUUCUACCGGCACCACUCCACCCAGCUGCAGAGUUAUGCACUGAGCUCAUUCAACAGCUCAUCAUCACAUAUCAAUGACGAAAAUUACGUCUCAAUCUUUCUAUUCGCGGGCAUUCUGGGGCUGCAUAUGCUCUGUGAGACACUAGUCUAUCGAGAUAAUGACUUUGAGAGUUUUCUUGACCAAUUUGUUCGGUACGUUGUGCUGCACUAUGGGGUACGCACUGUCGCAGGCGGGGGGAGAUGGCAACUUUUACAACAAACAGCAUUGAAACCGAUGUUGCAGCUUGGCUCUCGGAUUCCUGAGCCGGAUGCUCUGGGUCCAGUUUGCCAGGUGCUUUUUGAUCGUAUCAAAGGCCUUGGUUACGACGACUCUACUACAAGGACGUACGAACAGACUAUCAAGGCCUUGCAAUCCGUCGUCACUGUGGUCAACAGUGAGGCUCAACGGGCCGACAGCUUAGAUGUUCUCGUUGCAUGGCCGAUACUUGUCCCUCGCGAAUAUAUUGAUAUGAUUGCGCAGAGGAAGUGCGAGGCUCUGGUUAUCUUGGCGCAUUUCGGUGCCCUUGUUGAUACCCACAGACAUUUGUGGGUAUUCUGUGAUGGCGGCAAGUAUCUAGUUGAUUCAAUCAGUCAGUAUCUUGGACCCGAGUGGGAAGAAUGGCUUCAUUGGCCACGGCAAUCGCAGAUUCCUGCAAGUUCUGUACAAUAG
Penicillium expansum is the source of this 1158-nucleotide messenger RNA. Its product is annotated as Zn(II)2Cys6 transcription factor domain-containing protein. Gene Ontology annotation, molecular function: zinc ion binding; DNA-binding transcription activator activity, RNA polymerase II-specific. The record is from RefSeq and is a predicted model, not a curated record. NCBI's taxonomy places the organism in Eukaryota, Fungi, Ascomycota, Eurotiomycetes, Eurotiales, Aspergillaceae. Gene Ontology annotation, biological process: regulation of transcription by RNA polymerase II. Bases 1 to 1158 code for a protein of 385 amino acids. The transcript has a single exon.